GUAAAAACACGCAGCCAGCUUGUUCACUUCCGUCGCUCGAUAUUCGUCUGAAUGUCCUGCAUUCUGUUUGCUCCCAAACUCCCUCCUUGCGUCAUCCACCGGACCAGAAGUCCGUAGGCACGGUCCUCCGCCUGCCCCUCUGUCCGUCCAGGCUCAAUCGCACGGCUCGUGUUUGACCUCGCCCCGGCGCAUAUCCCUUGCCUCUCUUGACCCAGCUCGCAGUCAUUCGAUUCAGGGGGAAAGUCGAAAAAGCGGAGAAGCAGAGUCGCGGAGGCGCGGAGAAGCAACCAGGCGGAAAGAGCCCACGAGAGAAGGCGGAAGGCGAGAAAUAGCCAGAGCCAGGCGGAAAAGGCGGAGAGAGAGAACGAGGGGUUUGCGGCGGGCGGGCGGGAGGCGGGCGGCAUGGCGUCGUUCACGGGGACGCAGAGCAAGUGCAAGGUGUGCGCCAAGACGGUGUACCCCAUGGAGCAGCUCACGGCCAACGGCAUCAUCUUCCACAAGGCCUGCUUCAGAUGCGCGCACUGCAAGGGCACCAUUACGCUGAACUCGUUUUCGGCGAUCGAGGGCGUGCCGUACUGCAAGCCGCACUACGAGCAGCUGUUCAAGCAGACAGGGUCGUACUCGCGCAGCUUCGACGGCGCCAUCAAAGCCGAGAAGGACGCCACGCCGCCGCCCGAGAGCCUCACACCCUCGGCAGUCGUCAAGUCAGCAGAGAAGCGGUCCACGCCCAGCCCUUUGGCGCUCAAGUUCGGCGGCACGCAGGACAAGUGCAAGGUCUGCAGCAAGACCGUGUACCCGCUCGAAAAGAUCAGCGUGGAGGGCGUGACGUACCACAAGCAGUGCUUCCGGUGCGUGCACAGCAACUGCAGCCUGACCACGUCCAACUACGCGGCGCUGAACGGCAGCCUGUACUGCAAGCACCACUACAACCAGCUCUUCCUCGUCAAGGGCACCUACAGCAACAUCAACAAAAAUGCUGCCGUCGCCGCUGCCACCGCUGUCACUCCAGAGGAGGGGGCGGCUGCUGCAGCUGCUGAUGGUGGCGGUGGCGGUGGCGGUGGUGGUGAUAGAGCAACUGCAGUGGUAGCAGCAGCAACGGCAGCGAAAGAUGAGAAACCAGCGGCAGCAGCACCGGCAGCAGCAGCGACAACUGCUGCGGCUUCUCCUGCGCCCGCAACGAAGGCCCCUGCGCCUGCUGCUGCUGCUGCUGAUAGUGACAGUGAUGACGACACUGACACCGACACCGAUAGCGACGACGACGACAGUGAUUGAAUGCCGAGGACAGAGGUUGAAGGCCACAUAGGGGCCAACGAUGGGGUUCAGUGAGCAGGCGAAGUUGCGAAUGGUGGAGGUUCACUUGGGCGCCUUAGUGGUGUCGAUUGGUUUGUCUUGUACCACGCAGGCAUAAGAUAGAGGCAUGUGGUAUAUUAGAGGCGUAACUUCUUGCUUUCUUGUAGAGGCUAGCAUGCUGGUCCUAAAUUUUGGGGGCCGUUACCCCCACGUAUAGGGUAGUUGAGAUCAGAUGCCAUCAAGGUGGUUCGUCUCCCGUAUCAGAAUUGGUAUUAACUCUUUUUUUAAAGCUUUUCAACGA
Closterium sp. NIES-67 is the source of this 1591-nucleotide messenger RNA. The record is from the annotation of a GenBank genome assembly. Lineage: Eukaryota; Viridiplantae; Streptophyta; Zygnematophyceae; Desmidiales; Closteriaceae.